UGUUGUCAUCUGCGUUCUUUAAUUUAGUGUGUUUAACAUUGGGUGUGCUGUGGUGGCGUCGACAAACAGACAAUGCGCCUCUAAAACGUGUUUUUUCCUCCAUUCUCCAUAUGUUGGAGCUAAGUAACUUAUUUGUCGAAUAUAAUCGAUAAAGGUAAGGGUUAAGUUGUCCAAAACCCGAACAUUUUGUCUGAAAUACGAAGGCCGGCUUCGAAGCUUUUAAGCUAACGCCUAACGUUAGCUAUGGAGGAGAAGAAGGAGGAGGGAGAGGCUGAAAUUCAGGAGCACGGCCCCGAGCACUGGUUCUCCAAAUGGGAGCGGCAGUGUUUGGCCGAGGCUGAACAGGAUACUCCAAACGAAGAAGAGACGGAACAAAGUCAGCAAAAGCUGUGGCACCUUUUUCAAAACUCUGCCACUGCUGUGGCGCAGCUGUAUAAAGAUCGAGUAUGUCAGCAACAAGGCUUCUCUAUGUGGGUUCCCUUCCAGAACGCUGCCACAGCCGUCACCAACCUCUACAAAGAGAGUAUGGACGCCCACCAGCGGAGCUAUGAUCUGGGAAUCCACUUAGGCCAUCAGAGGAGGAAUAAAGAGGUGAUAGCAUGGGUUAAGAAGCGACGAAGAACUAUCAGAAGAGAAGACCUUAUUAGCUUUCUAUGUGGCAAAGCUCCACCUCCACGAACCGCUCGUGCCCCGCCAAGAGUUGCCAUGGUGUCUUCUAGCCGAUCAUCUCCCACAGAGACGGACAAUUCUGUUGAGACCGACUUGCAGCCCUUCAGAGAGGCCAUAGCCCUGCACGGUCUCAGUGGUGCCAUGGCAAGCAUUUCCGUGCGCUCUGGUCCUCCCGGCUCCCCGACUCACCCCGCUCAGCCACUCGGUCGUCGUAGAAAUGGCCUUCAUGACGUGGACCUCAACACCUUUAUUGCUGAGGAAAUGGCACUUCAUUUAGAUUCCGCUGCCAAUCGUAAACGAGUGUCUGCACCUUGUAGCGACGUCAUAACAGACUCACCCACGCAUAAACGUAACAGGAUGCUCUGAACUUUUUCACUAUUAACUCCUUGUUGUCCUCUCGUCGAUGGCCGAUUGGACACUUGAUGGGGGGGGGGGGGGGGGGGGGGGCUGUUGCCUUGGCCAGCCACAAAAUCCUCUGUCUUAGUUAAACAUGUGACUAUUACCAGACUGCAUAGUUAACUCAUUCUUUAUUUUCUCACCUUCUACUUCCGCCUCAAAUAAAAUUAGUCUCAUUUGUCAAAAAAAAAAUUUUCUCCCCUCAGUUGGUCUGACAAAGAAGCACAGCCUUAACCUGAAAUCUUUAAAAGUAGAUUUUAUUUUUAAAUCAAUUUCACAUUUAAGAACAGCAAGCACCAGACAUCUGUUUGCAGUUCUCUCUGCCCCAAGAAAGCUUCUUUUUUUGUGGAGUGUGGGUCAAACUAAACUGAAGUCUUACCUGAUGAGGAGACGAAACUCUGCUGUUUGGCUUGAUUGAAAAACACUUGUGUGUUUUCUUCUGUGGCUUUUGUGUGUUUGCAUAUCUGACAACGAACUGCCACUUAAUGUGUCUUAUAGGUCUCUUGCCCUUGAUUGAGGCUGCUACCGUGUAAACUAGUUGAUGUGCAACAGGAAGUGCGUGUGUGUGUGUGUGCAUGCGUGUGUGAUUGUUUCCUCUUUCACUAAAACUCACUCCUACCUUUAUUGGCUUUUUGCAGACCAAACCAGGGUUUUAUCACAAAGCAGCUCAGUUCUGAUUAAAAGAGAAAGGUGGUAUGACGUAUUUAGCAAAAUUUGAAUAGUAAAUCUUUUUUUUUUUUCUUCUAUUUUAAAGCCACACUAUUUCAUCUUUUGAGUUUUUACAGUUCUCUUAAGUCGGCACAAAGUUGGUAACAAUGUUUACAUUAGGCCUCAACAUAAAAACCUAAAUCUCUUUCAUCCUCAUCACUCUUUAUUUAAAAAGGAAAGGAAACAAAACAGCUCCUGGUGUAACAGCUUUAAACAAAGAAUGACAGUGGCCAACCAAAUGUCUGUGAACUUAUAAAGGCCGAUGGCUGUGACAUGAUCUUUAGCCGGGUUAGACUUUAUUGGGUGUAUUAGUUUAGCAAAACCUGUUUUUGCUCACUUUGCACACUGCUUUGUGAUAUAAUCUUGUGUAUUGUAAAUAAUGUGGGUGCUGUUAUGUAGUACAUAUUGUAAAAAAAAAAAAAGUGUUAAUUCAUCAGGAUGUCCUUGUAUAGUAAUGAUUCUGACAAUAAACAUAAUACAAAUAGCGCUGG
Messenger RNA from Oryzias latipes (Japanese medaka), 2264 nucleotides. It is a transcript of the gene hapstr1b, whose product is annotated as HUWE1 associated protein modifying stress responses b. The record is from RefSeq and is a predicted model, not a curated record. NCBI's taxonomy places the organism in Eukaryota, Metazoa, Chordata, Actinopteri, Beloniformes, Adrianichthyidae.